GCACUGCGGCAGCAGAGCGCUGCACAAUCGACCUCCGCCUCCCCAAUCCAUCCCGUCUCGUCGCCCGCCGCCGUCGACGACUCCCGUCUCCUCCGCCUGCCGCCGGCGCCGAUCUCCAUCCUGCUAGCAGAGGUGGCGCCGGCGUUCUCCUGCUCCCGCCGCAUCAUCGCUCACCGGUGAGCAUCCUAAUCCAUCCCGUCCGGCCUCGAAUUUCGGUCUCCUCGCCCGCCGCUUGUGCCGAACCACCCCAAUCCGGCGAGCAGAGGUCGGCGCCCGUGGUCCUCCUGCAGUCCUGCUUCCGCCGCAUCGUCGCUCGCCUGUGAGCAUCCUUCAUAAGGUAUUUUGUGUUUUUCUCGAGACAUCGAACCAGCCUCGUCGUCGCCGGCGACCGCCGCCGAGGAUGCCGGUGAGGGUGGUAGACACCGCAACCCCUUCCUCCCAGCCCUCAUCAGGUCAAGAUGCAAAUGCUGGGCAUCCGUCUCCUCCUAGCUGUUCCCUCUUAAGUGCUGGAAGAUGUUAUGCUGGAACCCAGAAUGUCUCUAAUAUACAAAAAGAAGAAGCUUGGAAAGUUAAUGUGCGGAUCCAUGGCUGUGAUCUUGAACAGGGUUAUUUAUGUGGAACAAUGGAAGCACUUAAUGUUCCCUUAGCUGAUACCCCUGUGGUAACGUUCUGGGAGGGGGAGAUAGUGGAUGCUAAAAAUUAUACAUUUUUCACUGGCAAGUGGGAAGCAUCCCCAGAGGAUGAUAUUAGACACUGGUCCAAGUUCCCAUCAUUUACGCCUCUUCUGAGUCAGAUUGAGACAGAUGGUGGCAAGUCCGUGGACCUCAGCAACUAUGCUUACAUAUUCAUGAGAUGGAAAGAGCAGUACUUUGUCAAUGUUGGAGUGGACUGUGGGUUGACCAUAGCUGGUUUCUACUAUGUCUGCUUUUCAUGUAGCGACGGUUCCAUUAGCGGGUAUUAUUAUGAUCCAAACAGCAGUCCGUUUCAGAAGCUUGAACUGAAGUGUACCAAUGAGAAAGAUUCUGGAUUUACCUUUUCGUCCUACGAGCUGCAGUGAGAGACUGACAGGCCUGCUGUCAUUAUAGUAUGUGCGGAUGUUAAUAUACACAAUGUAUGUACUGAACUCAUAAUUCUGAAUGGUGUCCCAUUAAAAGGGCUGAGAUGGCAUGUUUGUAACAGUGAUUUGGAGCAAGAUGUAUUUUAUUUUCUUUGUAAUAUGAAUAUAAGCUGGUAAACUUUCUAGUUUGAACUACUUGUGUGUUCUUUUUGUGCUAAUCAUGGCAUGGUUAUGUCCAAAAUAAAUAAGACAAGAAUGUGAGGGCUAGUUGCUCGUUCAAAGAAAUAUAUACUUCUUUCCAGAGUAA
This is a messenger RNA of Oryza sativa Japonica Group (Japanese rice), 1364 nucleotides long. RefSeq lists its product as uncharacterized. The record is from RefSeq and is a predicted model, not a curated record. Lineage: Eukaryota; Viridiplantae; Streptophyta; Magnoliopsida; Poales; Poaceae. Gene Ontology annotation, biological process: protein targeting to vacuole; proteasome-mediated ubiquitin-dependent protein catabolic process; negative regulation of gluconeogenesis. Gene Ontology annotation, cellular component: GID complex.